AUGUAUUCCAGAGAGUCUAUUGUUCAAGAUGCCUUAGAUGAGCUCCAGUCCAUCAGCCAAAAAUUUUCUGAUUUAUUCCCAGAUUGGGAACUUAAUCGUCUGCGGCAGUUGUUGGAAUGGGGGAGAUGGUUUUAUUUGUGGGGAAGAAAGUGGGGCGAUGAACAAGAUGUGGGCUGGGAAACUGCUGUGUGUACAGUGGAGGACACUCUUCACAGACAUUCCCUGGAAAUUCUGUUUCUUUGUCUCACGUUGAAGGAGAAAUUGCUGAGGGUUGAUGAUUCUGAUGAGAGAUGGGAUGCUGAUUCGGAGGGAUGGUAUGAUGUGCUUAAAAAUUUUCUUUGGAGAAUUAUUGGAUCGGUGAAACCAGGAAUUGAGGAAUUGGUCCGAAUCAUGGGGACAGAUCUCACAUUGCAAACAAGAUCUUCUUCUCGAACAGAUGUGAAGCAACUGCUGGACAGCGUCGACUUCAUUCUUCACACUUUUCAGAGUCUUGAAUCUCACACUCUUCAUGAAACCGUAACGUUCAUGAAGAACUUCAUUCGCUUUGCUACGCUUCACGGACUUGAGGAUAGGCAGAUCAUCGAAGAUCUCUUCUCUCACUUUGAACGUGUAUUUAUUCAAUCUCAAGUCCUACUUUUUCAUGUUUGCGUUAUACAGCGUUAUCUUUUCGCAAAUUCUCAUGGUGAACUUCUGAGAAAAAUUGAGCCAGUUGAGUCGCGUGUUUGUGAGAUUUAUGUUGGUGUCUUGCAAGAUGUUUCAAAGUUUUCAGGGUCCUCCUUCCAUCCCACUAAAGAAACUCAUGCUUUGGUGUUUAGAGACUUAGUGGAUUCUCUCAUUUUUCUGAUUUUGAACCUUUUCUUCCGUGAUUGCAUUUUUGUGGACAUGUUUCACCACGAAAUGCAUAAAGUGCAUGAGGGACUCUCAUUCUUGAGAACCACUCUAUCAGAGCACCAUGACAAGCUUGAUGACCUCAUUAGACCUUUGAUUUGUGAGGCAGGCAUCCUAAUUUUUCAUCUCUAUCAAGAAAAUGGAGAACAAAGAGGAAGGUUGAUUGCAAAAUUAGAGCUCCUUUUUUCCAAUUUCGAGACAAAACCCCAAAUUCUCAAGGCUGCAGAAGAAGAUGCGCCAAGGUUUCCACCAACAUCAGCAUAUCCCCAAACAAACUUGUUGGGUUUUAUUGACUCUGUCUUGGAAAAAAUAAAGUCAUUCGUGAUUCAAGUUUCUUCAGAAAAGGAUAAGUUCCGAGCCCUCCACGAUGAUCUUACAGUUUUAAGAUCUUUUGUAGUCCAUGAUAAUGGGAUGACGAUCCAAGAUCUCUCGAGUCGCAUUGCAACGGUAGCUUAUGACACGGAGUUUGUACUUGAUUCUUUGGUUGUUGCUGGUAAACCACUCCGGACGAGCCUUAUCGUGCAGCUUGAUGUUAUCAUAACAGAGAUUGAGCUUAUUAAGACUCAGGUCUCGGAGAUUCCUUGGAGUAUGGAGCCAACCAUUGCAGUUCAAAAGAUUAGUCAAGCUAACCUUAAGAUGGCACUAGCAGUUGGUAAGAUCCCAGAUUCCAAUGACAGAGUGGUGGGCUUGGAUGACGAGGCAAAAAUCAUCAUCGAUAGACUCACUAGAGGGACAAAACAGUUAGAUGUGGUUUCGAUUGUGGGCAUGGCCGGAUUAGGUAAAACUAGUUUGGCCAAGAAAGUUUAUCAUCAUUCCCACAUCUCUCAUCACUUCCAGGUUCGCUCUUGGGUCACCGUGUCUCAAGAAUACAACACAAAAAGUUUGUUGAUUGGGAUUUUAAGCGGUCUGGACCAAAAUUCAACUGGAGAGUAUAUAAAUAUGAGGGAAGAUGAUUUGGCUGAAAGACUCCGUAAAUGGUUGAAGGGAAUCAGGUAUCUUAUGAUCUUGGAUGAUAUUUGGGAUACUCAAGUAUGGAAUAGUUUGAAAAUGUCAUUCCCAGACGAUGAUAAGGGUAGCAGAAUUCUCCUAACCAGUCGACAGGAGACUAUUGGUUUGGAAAUCAAUCCACACUCUGAACCUCACCGUCUUCGUGCACUAAAUCAUGAUGAGAGUUGGGAAUUAUUUCGGAAGAAGAUGUGCUUUGACCAAAGUUGUCCAUCGGAAGAAGUAAUUGCUCGUGCCAAGACAAUAGCAAAAUCCUGCAAGGGAUUGCCGCUGAUGAUUUUAAUUGUUGCAGGAUUUCUCGCUAAUACAGAGCCAAGUAAGUGGGAAGAAGUUGAAGAAAUGCUAAAAACAGAAAUAAUCAUCCCAUCGUCAAUUCUCAAUCUCUCAGAUUUGGAGACUUUGAUUGUUUAUUCUGGUGGGAGAGUUUUGUUGCCGGAUACUUUGUGGGGUAUGAAAAAAUUAAGGCAUCUGGAAGGAGCUUUGGAGUUUGUAUUGCCAUCAGAGAUUCCCGUAGCCAAUUUGGAGAAUUUGCAGACUUUCUCGACUGUAUCAUUCACCUGCAGCCAAACGAUGGUGGGAGUAUUGAAGAAGUUACCAAAUCUCCGGACACUACGAUGUCGUCUCGAUCUGGGUGGAGGAGAGUGCACUGUGGAUUUCAUCACUUUGAAUCAACUCGAAUCACUCGACAUCACUCGUGGGAGGAACCUUUUUCAAUUUCGAUUUCCCCAGAAUCUAAAGGAUCUAUAUCUGGAUUCAACUUGCCUUCCGUGGAGUGAAGUUUCAGCUAUUGGAAGGCUACCAAAUCUUGAAGCUCUCCGAUUGGAUGGGAAUGAAUACGAGGGGGAAAAUUGGGACAUUGAAGAAGAAGGCACAUUCCCCAAACUCAGAGUGUUGGAAUUAUGUUACAUACCCAGUUUGGAGAGAUGGACAACGGCUUCGGAUGACGACUUCCCAUCUAUUGAGACAUUGAUACUGGCAGCCUGCAAUCGCUUAAAGGAAAUCCCUUCUUGUAUAGCUCAAAGUUCAACCCUUCAGAUGAUUGAGGUCUUGGAUUGUCCACGUGUCUAUGAUUCGGUAAAGGAAAUUCAUGAAACGCAGAUGGAUUAUGGAAAUGAAGAUCUACGGAUAUAUCUCGACAAGGAACAACUAACAAAAGACCAAUUGCAUGCUCAUCCAACGAACUCACCAACAAACAUAUUCAUCUUAGCUGGACAAAGCAACAUGGCUGGCCGAGGAGGCGUCCAUGGGGGCGUCUGGGACGGGAUUGUUCUGCCAGAGUGCCGGCCAAACCCGUCUAUUCUCCGGCUUUCGGCUAACCUCACCUGGGAGGAAGCAAGAGAUCCAUUACACAAAGAUAUUGACGUGAAUAAAACCGCUGGAGUUGGGCCAGGCAUGCCAUUUGCUAAUGGUGUGCUAAACAAAGACCCCAGUUUCGGAACCAUCGGUUUAGUACCUUGCGCUGUUGGGGGGACAAACAUAACCGAAUGGAGGCGUGGUAAAUUCUUAUACAACCAGCUAGUUAAUCGAGCAAGCGCCGCAGUAAAAAGCGGGGGAAUCAUCAGGGCUAUGUUAUGGUUUCAAGGUGAAAGUGACACUAAGAUUCAAGAGGAUGCCUUGUCUUACGGAAGAAAUCUUGAAACAUUUUUUACCAAUGUGCGCGCUGACUUGCGUUUGCCAUCGCUUCCCAUCAUUCAGGUGGCGGUGACAUCGGCGGAAGGGACAUUAAUCGACACUAUAAGGCAAGCUCAACUGGGAUUCAAGCUUCCUAAUGUACGAUGUAUAGACGCCAAGGGCUUGCAACUGAAAUCGGACGAUCUCCAUCUCACGGCUGAGUCCGAGGUUCAGGUCGGGAAGAUGCUGGCUGAUGCAUUUUUUCAGUUCUAUAGUGAACAAAGUACAACCCCAUAA
Oldenlandia corymbosa var. corymbosa is the source of this 3801-nucleotide messenger RNA. Lineage: Eukaryota; Viridiplantae; Streptophyta; Magnoliopsida; Gentianales; Rubiaceae. The record is from the annotation of a GenBank genome assembly.